UUUUUUUAUAGACUAGUUUAUUCGUCAGUGCGAUCUAAGGAAACGCUUAAUUUGAUACAACAAGUUUUCAAGUACAGACAGUAUCGCGGCAUGGCAGGGGAUGCUACAAAUCUUUCUGAUCUGGACCAGGACAAAUAUGAUGCAGAUGAACAAGUUAAAAUCAUAUGCUUGGGAGACAGCGCUGUUGGAAAAUCAAAACUAAUGGAGAGAUUCCUGAUGGACGGAUAUCGCCCUCAGCAGCUCUCUACCUACGCGCUGACACUUUACAAGUAUACCACCACUAUCAAUGACAAAACCGUUUUAGUUGACUUUUGGGACACAGCUGGACAGGAGAGGUUUCAGAGCAUGCACCCCUCAUAUUAUCACAAGGCACAUGCAUGUAUCAUGGUGUUUGAUGUUCAGAGGAAGGUAACAUAUAAAAAUCUCACUAACUGGUACAAAGAACUGAGAGAAUGUCGUCCAGAGAUCCCCUGUAUAGUUGUUGCAAAUAAAAUAGACGCUGAUUUGAAGGUUACACAGAGGAAUUUUAACUUUGCUAAGAAGCAAGGACUGCCAUUGUAUUUUGUCUCAGCAGCAGAUGGGACCAAUGUAGUGAAGCUGUUUAAAGAUGCAAUUAAACUGGCAAUUUCCUAUAAACAAAAUUCAAGUGAUUUCAUGGAUGAAGUCAUGCGUGAACUAGAGAAUUUUGAACUAGAAACGAAAGAGGAUUUAUCUGAUAAAGAAGACGAGAACUCAAAGGAGGAGAAAUCCAAAUCCAGUUAGUUUCAGCUACAAGUUAAUUACAUUUAAAAAAAAUACAAAGGUCCAGACAUUUAAAGGGCUAGAUUCUCAUAGCGCUUGUCUCCAAUUCUUCCUUUUUAUCCAAUAAAGUUCGCACAUUUUGGGCUAAAAGGUUUGAGAAUCUGGCCCUACAUUUAUUUUCAGCUUUUAGGUUCAGUCGACACAACCUUGUGUGUUCAUUCAUGUACAUGGGUACGUUUUUUGUAUAUUCCUGUUAAUACAUUAACUUCUCUGCAGAUUUGUAAGUGAUCUCUAUUGUUUAGAUUUUUUUUUUAAAUGCAUACAAUUCUCUUAUAUUUAUUGAGUAGUAGAACUUAUUUUGAUCAUGUCAUAUUUAAAACUGUGAAGGCUGUGCAUAUACUCGCUGUUGCAGUAUGGUUGGUAAUUCUUGAGUGUUUUGUUGCUCAGACUUUUAAAAGUGCUUAAGUUAGGGUGAAGAUAUACUCACCUUAAUUAAAUAUAUUCCUGUAUCAAUUUUCCAAUAUUAAACCAUUAUUUGAAACCCUGAAAUUCCAUUUUCUAUUAAUUUGUACUGUGAAAAACAACACAAUUUCAAUGUAUAUUUUCAGGAUUGUAUGCUAAAUUAUUUUUUGUAUAUAUUGUAGUAUUUACAAAAGUGCUGUGUAUUAUAUGUUAUUCUUGCAAUAUGUAUGUGUGUGAUCAAAUUGAACCUGCUGCUGUUCUCUGUAGUUUCAUACAAAACAAUGUACUGUGUGCUUGAAUGUAUAUUGUAUCAAGUUCAAUACCAAAAUUGUUUUUCAAAUAAAACAACAGCUCACCAUGCAGCCAAUGAUUACCUCUAUGUACCAUUUUUAUUGGUAAAAACACCAUUUCAUGAAUGUCAGUACAAACAUAAUGUAAUCUUGGAGGGUGUUCCUCGUGUGGAUUAAUAUGCUACUUUAAGCGGAAGUAUCACUAUAAGAUUCAUUUUGUUGGAUAUUUUAAAAUCCUUUUUUCCUGUCAUAUAGUAUUGCCAUUGUUUGAUAUAGCUUAUUUUACCAAUUACCAUAUCAACGUUCUAUGGUACAAAUAAUAAAAGAUGGGCUAUUUAAAAAAAAAAAGUGUGGGUUGCUGUAAUAAUGGAUGUAAUUCAAACCUCAGUAAAGAUCUAUGGAAACUAAUUUACUUUAUUUAUAUUUUUUAUAAGUGCCAAGAAGUAUACACUUUGGGAGACUACAGUAAUCAAUCAAUUAUAUUUGAGUGUUUGUUUAACAAGAUUUUUUUGUGAGUUUGGAAUUGGUGAGCUGUUUAAUUUAUUAUGUAAUUGUUCGUUUGCAUGAUGUUCUAGGUUUGGGUAGGAAAAAUAGUUUCGACUGGUACAGAAUAAACUGUAUUUGUGCAUUUAGUGGACCUACUCUGUGAGAAAUGAAAUGUGCUGUUUCCCUUAACUUCCAGGAUUUCACUUCUGGUGUGAGUAACUAUCCCAAAUUUAAAUAAAAUGAAAAAAUUAAACUGAGAAAACUGGGGGAUA
Molecule: messenger RNA, 2251 nt
Organism: Acipenser ruthenus (sterlet)
Lineage: Eukaryota; Metazoa; Chordata; Actinopteri; Acipenseriformes; Acipenseridae
Gene: rabl2
Product: RAB, member of RAS oncogene family-like 2
Exons: 8
Coding region: 91-762 (223 amino acids)
Cellular component (GO): endosome; Golgi apparatus
Molecular function (GO): GTPase activity; GTP binding
Source: RefSeq, a predicted model, not a curated record